ACACCUACAAAAAUCAAUGCAAAACACGUUUAAAUAUUAAAUAUAAUACUGUGCAAAAGUUUACACAUUAGAUGCUUCACCAAAAAAUGCAGGACGUGCUGCCACUACUCGUAUGGAUUACACCUUUAUACUAAUAUUUUGACAUUUCCUACUGACACAUUAAAGCAAAAUUGUUUGAUCAAUUUUUUUAGCUAAGCAUCCGGUAUGCUUUUGCACAGUUAUGCAUAUGAGUACGAACGUAGUCCACUGUAAGUAAAAUUGCUUGAACUCCCGGCAAAGCAACAGGUAGUCUUGUCUCUUUUAUCUUUUAUCACCCAGAAAAUGAUCAAACAUAAUUUCAAACACCAUGUAUACUCUUCUAAAAUGUUGAUUUAAUUGAUCAAUAUGCUUCUGAUGCCACCGUUCAUUUAUUGUGGCUUUUAUUUCCUGUGUUUUUUACACACGGUGUGCUGAUCAAUUCGACCAGACCGAAUUCGAAACUAACACCUCAGAUUUAUAACGUAUGUGGAUACCAACGCCGUACAGAUCGCCAUGCAACGCGACGAAUCGUUUUGUUUUCGUCGGUUUAAAAAACGGAUUAAAUAUUCGUCGUUAUGUAAGACUAACGUUAGUUACUAUAAGCCUGGGGUAAAACCUGCCGAACGGGUCGAGCUCGACGGACUGCGAAUAAUAAAAUAAGAACUCAACACCAGCCGACACCAUUAUAUAUAAUCUGUACAUGAGCAAACAGUGUGUUAUUUAGAGCUGCUAUUAAAUAGGUCAGCGGCUGCUGUCUGGCUCUUUUGUAACGGUCGCUGUGUGUCAGUGUGUGUGAGAAUCACAGUUCACCUUACUUGAACUUGUGUGAUCUAGUUCACGGCAGUGAGAGGCUGCAGGUCCGGUCCGCUGGCUGUAGGGAGGAUUAACGGUUAUUCUUGACCAUAAAAAAACGAAACUGCGUUAAAAGACGCGGUGUACCGUCGCGUUUCUUUUUAGAUGGGAAGAUUGUGACAGUUGCGCUCGUCUGUGCGCGUGAAGCGGAGGAACGUAACGGUCGUUUGUAUUAUUUGAACCUCGCUGAAGUAUCCGCGCGACAGGCGUCCGCCUGACAUCCCUUCACUUUAACGGCAACUUAUAUAAUAAGAAAAACGGUCAUUACGGCUUAAAGUUACUCACCGAUAAGUUUCUCUCCUUUCUUUGUUUGUCUUUGACGUUUUCCGUGUCUGACGAGAACUAAAGGCAGCACUACGGAUCCAGAUGAAGAGACGUGGACGAAAAACGGGGCUAUUUCACUGUUGCUUGACAUGGUGAACAUUUCUCUCGGAGUCGGCCCAGAGAUGAAAUGUACAUCCACCUUUUACCGGGUUCGUGGAGCUAUUGGAGAGACCGAGAAGGGCUUUAAGACUCGAGUUUUACAGGAAUACAGGGCUGGUGAAGUGAGCAGAAAAGGCCUUCAGCACUUGUCCGGAAUGUUUCUGUCUACUGACGCCUGUCGAUAUAUAAGAUGGCAAACCCAGAAGGUGACUACCUACAUUUGAAGGAUCUCCGACUGAAGCUAUCAGACAGAGCAGACUGAUGAUUGAUUCAAAGCUCGCCGUGGUCCAGCGCCAUGGUAGAUAUGCCGAGUCUGUACAGUCCUUUAUCCCCGCUGGGCGAUACGAUGCUGGACAGCCCGUUAUGCGGAGAGCUCAUUGGUGACAUACAGGACCUAGAGGAGAUCUCUCAGUCUCUCAGUGAAGAUACGCUCAGCUCACUCCACGUACUGGAUUUCCAGAGCUCUGACACUGCUUUAGACAGCUCUACGGGUCUAGAUGUCUUAACUCCGGCUUCCAGUCCAGCCUCAGUCGUGUUAUCAACCAACCCUGCCCAGGAUGAAACCUCCGGCUCUCUCACCCUCGAGUGUCGGGUCUGCGCGGACCGUGCUUCGGGUUUCCACUACGGAGUGCAUGCCUGCGAAGGGUGCAAGGGGUUCUUCAGGAGAACCAUUCGACUCAAACUGGAGUACGACAAGUGUGCACGGAGGUGCAGGAUUCAGAAAAAGAACCGCAACAAGUGCCAGUAUUGCCGUUUCCAUAAGUGCCUUGCGGUGGGCAUGUCCCACAAUGCCAUACGUUUCGGGCGGAUGCCUCAGUCAGAGAAGCAGAGGCUGAGAGCCGAGCAGGUGAUCGACAGGGAGGAGGAACACGAGACUCGGCAGCCUGAUGCCAAGAGUCUGGUCAGGCUGAUUCAUGAAGCCUACCUCAAACACUUCCACAUGAACAAAGCCAAAGCCCGUAUCUAUCUCACGGGAAAGACCAGCACUCCGCCCUUUGUCAUCCAUGACCUAGACACCCUCCGGCACGGCGAGCAGACUCUGGUCUCCCAAUUGCUGGGUAACAUGACAAUCGGCGACACCUCAGAUCUGCAGGAAAGAGAUGUGGAAGCUCGGCUGUUUCUCUUCUGUCAGUACGCCUCGGUAGAGACGGUCACUGAGCUGACCGAGUUUGCCAAAGCCGUGCCUGGAUUUGCUGCCCUGGACCUCAAUGACCAGGUCACGCUGCUUAAGUACGGCGUGUACGAGGCACUUUUUACACUGUUGGCAUCUUGCAUGAACAAGGAUGGGCUGCUGGUGGCUCGUGGCGGUGGCUUUGUCACUCGGGAGUUUCUCAAGAGCCUGCGCAGACCCUUCAGUGACAUGAUGGAGCCUAAAUUUCAGUUCGCCAUGAAGUUCAAUGCUUUAGAGCUCGACGACAGCGACCUGGCGCUGUUUGUGGCUGCUAUUAUCUGCUGCGGAGACCGUCCGGGGCUGAGCAACGUGUCACAGAUCGAGAAAAUACAGGAGAGCAUAGUUCACGCUCUACAGCUCCACUUGUCGGCCAACCACCCUGAUAAUGCCUUAAUCUUUCCCAAGCUGCUACAGAAACUGGCCGACUUGCGUCAGCUUGUGACGGAACACGCGGAGCUGGUCCAGGAAAUCAAGAAUACGGAGGAUGCAUCGCUUCAUCCGCUGCUUCAGGAGAUCUAUAGAGAUAUGUACUGAGCACAGGAUCUCUUCCCCAUCCUGUGGUGAUGACUCGAUCUCAAGUUCUCAGGAACGCUCCUCUAUCGACGGGAUACGAGAUAAAAGAAAUCUUUGAGUAGGUGGAUUACAGACCUGCUUUCAGACAAUGAGGGUCUGGUGAGGAAGUCCUUGGGGUGCACAGCUGCUUUGCAUCAUGCACAGUGGAAACCUUCAUGGGUUUCUGCUCAUUAAUAAUGCACUGACGUUUAUAAGGACACUGCACGCGAUUUACUACUAGACGGCAUCCCAUAAUGCACGGGAAGCCCCCCUUAAGGUGUAGUUAAUGAAGAUUAACGCCAUAAAGUCAUGCACAUCACUGCCUCUAUCAAAUAAACCAGGUUUUAGAAACUGCUAGAAAAAACAUAGAGAGAUUUUCAGUGCUUCUUUUCUGAAAACUGUGCAGCUUGUUAUGUAAUGUAUAUGUGAUAUUUUAAUAUUAGAAUUUAAGAUGUAUAAAAAGCCAUGGAAAUCAUAUUGUUUGUUACCUCAUUUAAAAUGCUCAUCAUUUGUAAAAAUCUUUUGUAUAAAACACAUUAUUGUACACUGUAUAGCACUCCUGAUGUAAUAUUAUAGUACAAUAAUGGACUUAAAAAUGUAUUUUAGAAACUAAAAUUACUUUAUUAGACUAAUUUUAGACGACUAAAAGGUUAUAUUUGGGAUGAGUGUUUGCAUUUUCUUACUGUUUGUUUUGAUCAGGACAGUUUGGCUAUGACCACAUGCACAUCAGAUCUGUUUUUAGAAACUGCUUGAUUGGUAAACUACUGUAGAUUAUGAAUGUCUUUGUUGUUGAAUCAAGGAAAAUACUAUCUUACAUAUUUAACCUUUAGAGCAAACUUGUUGACACGUGCACUUUUGAUCAUCAUCGUUAUAAUGUAAUAAUUUCAUUUCUUAUAUUUCAUUAAAUUUAUAUUUUUUAAAACAUGGA
Molecule: messenger RNA, 3944 nt
Organism: Triplophysa dalaica
Lineage: Eukaryota; Metazoa; Chordata; Actinopteri; Cypriniformes; Nemacheilidae
Gene: pparaa
Product: peroxisome proliferator-activated receptor alpha a
Exons: 11
Coding region: 1589-2998 (469 amino acids)
Biological process (GO): positive regulation of transcription by RNA polymerase II; negative regulation of transcription by RNA polymerase II; negative regulation of inflammatory response
Cellular component (GO): nucleus
Molecular function (GO): RNA polymerase II cis-regulatory region sequence-specific DNA binding; nuclear receptor activity; zinc ion binding
Source: RefSeq, a predicted model, not a curated record